AUGCUGGAGCCUCGUCCUCGGAGCCUUUCCCUGGCCCCAGACAGCCAGGCGAAUCCAGCGGCCACGGGGGGCGACCUUGAGCGUUGCUGCUUGCAACUGAAAGCGGCCCGCGACGGCAGCCACGAGGCGUCUCCUCUACUGGGGGAGCAGCGCAACGGCAGCCAUGAUAUCCCCGAGCGCAGCGUGUCAUGGUCCCCGAAGCAGCAUCUGGAAAAGUGGUGGACCAUCUACGUCUGCGCCGUCUUCAUUAUUGUUGUGGAUGUGCCGUCCUUUAUGAGCGAAGGCCCGAAGCUGCGCAUGCUCGAGCUCGCCGCCUGCCUUUGA
Akanthomyces muscarius is the source of this 324-nucleotide messenger RNA. RefSeq lists its product as uncharacterized. The coding region runs from base 1 to 324 and encodes 107 amino acids. The record is from RefSeq and is a predicted model, not a curated record. The transcript is spliced from 2 exons. NCBI's taxonomy places the organism in Eukaryota, Fungi, Ascomycota, Sordariomycetes, Hypocreales, Cordycipitaceae.